GCAAUUCAAAGGUUUAUCCGACAAAACAAAACCUAAUCUUUUUAUGUCUCUCCUUUGUUCAUUUCUGUAAUUGUCCAAACCCAAUUUCAAUUGUUUCAGGAGCUCUGUGAAAAUGGCUGCUUCUGCGACUCAAACGGCCGGAGAAGUUUCCAUGGCGAUCAAGCCUCCUUCACAUCCUACUUACGAUUUGAAAGCCGUUAUCAAACUAGCCCUAGCUGAAGAUGCUGGUCAUACAGGAGAUGUAACGUGUUUGGCUACGAUACCGUUUGAUUUGGAAGUGGAAGCUUAUUUCUUGGCUAAGGAAGAUGGUAUUGUUGCUGGAAUUUCUCUUGCUGACAUGAUUUUUGAACAAGUUGAUCCCUCCUUGAAGAUUGAAUGGAUGCGAAAGGAUGGAGAUUAUGUUCAUAAAGGAUUGAAGUUUGGGAAAGUAUCAGGGAAUGCACACAAGAUUGUUGUUGCUGAAAGAGUUGUGCUCAACUUUAUGCAGAGGAUGAGCGGAAUUGCUACCCUUACCAAGUUAAUGGCAGAUGCUGCAUCCCCUGCACGUAUACUGGAGACAAGAAAAACUGCUCCUGGUUUGCGGUUGGUAGAUAAAUGGGCGGUGCUGAUUGGUGGAGGGAGGAAUCAUAGGAUGGGGUUAUUUGAUAUGGUGAUGAUAAAAGAUAACCAUAUCUCAGCUGCAGGCGGUAUAGUAAAUGCCAUCAAAUCCGUUGACGAAUAUCUAAAGCAAAAGAAUCUCGAAAUGGAUGUAGAGGUGGAGACACGAACGCUUGAGGAAGUGAAGGAAGUGUUAGAGUAUGUUAGUGGAUCCGAGAGUCGGUUGACGAGAAUAAUGCUGGAUAAUAUGGUUGUGCCAUUAGAGAAUGGAGACGUCGAUGUCACAAUGCUUAAACAUGCGGUAGAGCUAAUCAACGGGAGAUUCGAGACCGAGGCUUCGGGAAAUGUUACCCUUGAGACAGUACACAAGAUCGGACAGAGUGGAGUUACAUUCAUUAGCAGUGGAGCUCUUACGCAUUCGGUGAAAGCGCUAGACAUAUCUCUGAAGAUCGAUACAGAGUUAGCUCUCGAGGUGGGAAGAAGGACAAAACGAGCAUAGAGAGCAUCGUCUUCCUCGUAUUCUUACUUACUUUCUUUUUAUUUCCGGGAAACAUAUAAUCAAUAAGGAGAGACAAACGAAUGAAUAUGCCUAGAAACUAAUGCUUCUUCUACAAUGUAAUAAUAAUAAUAAACUCUUUUGAGUACA
Messenger RNA from Arabidopsis arenosa, 1243 nucleotides. The record is from the annotation of a GenBank genome assembly. Lineage: Eukaryota; Viridiplantae; Streptophyta; Magnoliopsida; Brassicales; Brassicaceae.